GUAAACCGAGCUGGUCGGUAGUUCGGUGCAAUGAUCAGAGUACGCAGUUGGGUUUAAUCCCCACACACAAAAACAAACAAACUACAAAUGGGUUCUGUCGCCUAGUGUUUCCCCUCAACCAUCAACAACCUUAAUCUGCUCUUCUGAUUUCCAUCUUACGAUCUGAAAAUCGUCCGAUUCAGAAUAUUGACGUGUUCAUUCGUAGUAUGAAUACCAUCCACCAAAGAAGAUCAAGGCAGAUUUCCUCAUUCAACACUAGGUUGUUGUGACAGAGAGGGUUUCCAUCUUUCUAACGCUUAUCACAAACUGGUCCUCGAAAAUGGCAGCAAUUCCAUCCGGUGGCUCUCUUGUUGCUACCCAUGACUACUACCGAAGACGCAUAGGAUCUACUUCCAGCAACGGUUCCUGUAGCAGUUCGGAGUAUGUUGGGGAAGCUAUUCCACACCACCCAGGUCUACCCAGACAAGAUUCUGGUCACUGGUGGGCCAGUUUCUUCUUUGGGAAACCGAGUACACCAAAUGGACAUGACGCUCAGUCCAAGGCUGGAACUUAUACUGUAACCAAUGGCCAGGUGACUUGCAUUGCCAAGGAAAUGAUUCAGAAGAGAAAGCUGAGUGAAAGCAGUGAUCAUGGAAAUCCUGAGCCCAACACUCCCCCUGCAUCAUAAAUGCACAAUCAAUGCAGCCACCGAUUUAAAAUCCGCUUUCUUACACCACACCAGAUCCAUCGGUGGAUGCACUGUCUUCCUUUUUCUCCUUGUUAGUGGAAAUAAACUGCUUUUUAUGUUGCUCAGGCUUUUUUUUUUUUUUUAAAUGAUGACCAAAAAAUGUUUCAAAAUGUUUAAAAAAUAAAAUAAUACCUUUGACCACUUAA
This is a messenger RNA of Silurus meridionalis, 873 nucleotides long. It is a transcript of the gene ppdpfa, whose product is annotated as pancreatic progenitor cell differentiation and proliferation factor a. Lineage: Eukaryota; Metazoa; Chordata; Actinopteri; Siluriformes; Siluridae. The coding region runs from base 320 to 667 and encodes 115 amino acids. The record is from RefSeq and is a predicted model, not a curated record. Gene Ontology annotation, biological process: cell differentiation; multicellular organism development. The transcript is spliced from 6 exons.